AUGAAUAAUCGCAGAAACAAUGCACAAAGUGCUCGUUCUCGUGGCAUACUAGAUUCGUUGUUGAAAUUUUCAAAUGAUUCGCAGUCCGAGUCUGAUUUACAUGAAAGAAAUGUAGUACUCGUUACCGAAAAUGUGUUGGUACAUGCAACACAAAAUUGGUCUCCUGACAGGAAUAAACAAGUUUCUUACUCUCGCAUUGAUAAAAGUGAUGACGACAAUUCUAUUGAAAUACUCGAUAUACCUAGCUCUCAGACUCAAAAGAACUAUGAAGACAGGACACCAGAAAAUAUUGAUGAACAUCUGGACGAUACUGUUUUACCCCAAAUUGUUUGUGAAACUUCUAAUCAAAGUAAUAUUAUUCAAAACAAUGAAAUUGAAUCAGGAUCAUCAGAUUUUUCUGCAGAAAAAUCAAGAGAUGUUUUACAAGAUAAUACAGAAUGUCAUAUUGAGAUGGGUCAGGAUAUUAGCUCUGGCUCUGAUGAUGAAUGGCAACCUGUCAGUCAUGAUUUGAUAACAUCUAUUGAAAACGAAGAAUCUACAAGUAAAUCUGACUCCGAUGAUGGUGAUGGUGACGAUAAUAUCCCAUUGGCUUUAUUAUGUAGAAAGAGGAAGAAAGGUUAUGGUCCUUUUCAAAGAAAGCUACGAAAGGAGCGUACGGAAAAACGUCGAAAAGGCGAGGAAUAUGUAAUUGCAAAAGGAAAAUGUAUACCAAAGCGUUAUCCAGGUGGAUUUUCAGAUAAUUGUAGGGCAAAAUUUCAACAAAAGCUUGAGAAAAUUAAUUUGAACCAGCUUUACAUUGACUACAGGGAAUUACCGUCUAGAAAAGCACAAAAGAGAUAUUUGAGUGGAUUGAUUAAAAUUAAACCAAAAGAGCGUACAAGAAGAAAUUCAUUUAUGAAAAACAGAGAGGUAACAGUUGUUUACAAUAUAGAUGGAACUGAAGGAAAUAUUUGCAAAAAAUGUUUCAUGAAAACAUUUGGUGAAGGCAGAGGUUUUAUAGACGAAAUCGUUAAAAAGAAAAAGAACAGCUCAUCGGCAUGUGUUAUUGUAAAAGCUGAUCAAAGAGGUUUAAGGGAUCCUGGAAAUAAACGUUCUGACCAUGACAUCCAAUACGUCAAAAACUUCAUCGACGAAUUUCCAGCUUAUGAAAGUCACUACUCCCGACGCCAUACGAAUAAAAAAUACCUUCAUCAGGAUUUAAACAUGAAGAUAUCGUACAAAUUGUACAAAGAUCAAUACGUGAAAGACAAUGGAGAAGAAGGAUUACCGCCAGUAAGCAUUACGCUGUUUCGUAGCAUUUUUAAAACACUCAAUUUGAAAUUCAAAAAACCUUCAAACGAUACUUGCGAUUCGCUUACGGUUCAAAUUAAAACUUGUGAGGAUACUAAUGAAAAACAAAAUUUAGAAGAGAAAAAGACUAUUCAUCAAAGUAAAGCUGAAUCACAUUAUAAUUCGAAAAGAGAGGACAAGGAAUUGAGUAAGCAAAGUGAUGGAAAAAUUGUUGUUGCUGCAUUCGAUCUACAAAAAUGUUUAGCGACUCCUUAUCUAUCAGCUGGAAUAUCGUUUUAUAAAAGGAAACUAUGGAGUUUUAAUUUAACUGUACGUAACAUCACAGAAAAACGAACGCACUGUUUUGUUUGGUAUGAAAGUAUCGCACAAAGAGGUGCGGAUGAGAUUGCAUCAUGUUUGUUUCGAUUUAUUAUGGAGCUACCAGAGAUUGUAGAGCAGAUAAUCUUCUACUCAGAUACCUGCCCAGGACAAAACAGAAAUAAUAUUUUACCAUUAAUGUUUGCAUUAGCUGUCAAUCAAAAAACCAGUUUAAAUGAAAUCCAUCACAAAUUUUUAGUGCCCGGACAUACGCAUUUGGAAUGCGACAGCGAUAGAAAGAUUUAUAAAACAUCAUAG
Parnassius apollo (apollo) is the source of this 1905-nucleotide messenger RNA. The record is from the annotation of a GenBank genome assembly. Lineage: Eukaryota; Metazoa; Arthropoda; Insecta; Lepidoptera; Papilionidae.